Elgaria multicarinata webbii is the source of this 2712-nucleotide messenger RNA. RefSeq names its product artemin (gene ARTN). The transcript is spliced from 5 exons. NCBI's taxonomy places the organism in Eukaryota, Metazoa, Chordata, Lepidosauria, Squamata, Anguidae. Gene Ontology annotation, molecular function: growth factor activity; glial cell-derived neurotrophic factor receptor binding; receptor tyrosine kinase binding. Gene Ontology annotation, biological process: peripheral nervous system development. The coding region runs from base 1 to 1251 and encodes 416 amino acids. The record is from RefSeq and is a predicted model, not a curated record.
AUGGAGCCGGUGCUUUUCUCGCUGCCAGAGGCCGCCUGCCCCGGAGCCGCGCCGGCCACAGGUCCGAGCCCCGCGGGCUGCGCGCCCCCUCGGCUCCUUCCCUCGCCGUGUGCGGUGAGUUCGGCCCGGCCCGGCUGGGGAUCCCUGGAUCGGGGCCGCCCGCCCGGCGCCCGGCGCUCUAACGCGAUCUUUCCCCGCAGGGGGGCGCUGAGCCCGCCGGGCACCUGCUGGCCAUGCGGACGACGUGAGCCUCGGGCGCCCAGGGGAGCGAUCCCGGCGGCGGGGUCGGGCCAUGGCCCCCGGGGCCGGCUGAGCGGAGGAGCUGCGGGAGAGCUGCCGCCGCCGCCGCCGCCGCCGGGAGAGCGGAGCCCCCUCGCGCACCUCCGCGGCCAUUCCCGGCGAGGGUCUGCCCGUCGCCGCUCUAACCUGCCCCCCGGUGACCGCGUAUCUCCGGCGCAGGGAGCGGAUUCGAUGCCCUGGAAGGGCCGGUACCCCAGGGCAGAGGGAGGCGCUUCCCGGCCCGGAUCCACGGAGCAUGGUCCCCGGAGAGCCGCGCGCAGCAGCCGAGACGGAGCGCACGGUAGGAUGGAGUGGAGAGUGGAGGGGCCAAGGCACAGAUCAGACAGACCACCCUCUGUCUACAGAAGUUUGCCCGUCCGACAAGUACAAUACAGGGAGCUGGGAUUGUGGGGUACGCUCAUCCUGCUAUCACUGUUUGCUGGGGCAGUUAUGGCAAGCCAAGAGACCUGGCAUCGUAACCAGACCUUGGGAGCAGCCUCUGGAAGCAUGGGCACUGCCAGUCCUGCCCCCGUGGAGAAAAGUGGCAGGGAAGCGCCAUCACGGAGACACUGGAAUGGGCAAAACGUGACCGGACAAGGACUGAGCGCCUCGCAGCUGCUCCGGGCUGAGCGCUCCCCAAAGCCCAAGAAAGGAUCCCGGAAGUCUGGGCGGGGCCCCCGCAGCGACUGCCGCCUGCACAGCCUCACGGUGAAGGUGCGGGAGCUGGGGCUGGGCUACGACUCAGACGAGUUUGUGAGGUUCAGGUACUGCAGUGGCUCCUGCCAACAAAGCCGCACAAACUAUGACCUGAGCUUGAGCCGCCUGCUGGAGCAGCACGCCAUGGUGCCGAGGCCUCACGACCGCCCCUGCUGCCGCCCCACCCGAUACGAAACCUUCUCCUUCAUGGACGUAAACAAUGCCUGGCAGACAGCGAGCCAAAUCUCAGCAUCACAGUGUGGCUGCGUGGGCUGACGGCACUGUCUGCUUGGAGCUUACCGCAUCCGUGAGAUGACUGGUGUCCUUGCUCACAUGGCAGCCAUGCCAAAAGCUGGCCCAGUCUGUGGCUCAUGAGACGAGGAGAGACGCAGCCCGUGAUGGUGCUUCCCAGGCCAGGAAGCACAAGCGAGUGAACCACAAGCAGGAGGGGAACGUGGCAUUCCUGGCUCUAAAGUGCCUGGCCCUGCAUCAGGAUACUUGUGGGACACCUUUGCAGAGGAUCCUCUUCAGACAGCAACAAGAUGGCGAGGCCAAGGCUGGCCAGACCUUGAUGGCAGCACUCUGGGUGGAUCUUUCUCCUUCAGGGAUUAGCCUGUCAACAGGGUUGUGAAUUUGCUCACCUUCUGAGUCAGAUGAUGGGUAGGGAUGUAGCCAAGAGACCUGUGGUGCUAAUGGGUAGCUCCUUAAGUGCCCCUCCUUAACACAAAUCCUUUUUCAGGCAGUUGAAAGAAGUAGGCUGCUUGCCCCAUCAGUUGCAAGUCUCGUGUUUCCUUCCCCCCCCUUUUUUCAGGCCCACAACCUCUCUUGGCCCUAGCAAUAUGGUCCAUCCCCACCAAGGAGCAGACGUAGCUGAGCAUGAGAGUUUUGCAACACUUAAUAGGAGCUUCAAGGCCAGCCUGUAGUAGUUACUCUACACCUUCUCUGUGGCCUGGAGGUCCAUGGUUGUUACCACCAUUGAUCGUGUGCUAGGAUAGUCCGCACACUUGUUGAGGACUUCCUCCUGGAUUUGUUUUGGGAUGGUCUUCGUUCUUAGAAUCUUCAACCUGUUUUGUGAAUGUCUCCUGGUGAGAACAGGCCCUUGGCAAGUAGAGGCUGGGAUCUGAACAAUCAUGGCUGAGUGGCAGCCAUGGGGGUAGCUGGAGAUGAGACUGCCCCAUAUGGGGUUCAUCUCUCCUUUCUUGGACACCUGGCCCAAAGUGGCACAGCUGAUGAAGCCUCCAUUUCCACAACACAGUCAAGGCAUCUGCAGCUGGAGAAGGGGCUUUCCCUAGAAAUCCAGCGAUGGUGUUAACACCUGAGUUUGUGACAUUCCCUAACGCUUCAGCGACAUCACUUCUCAGGCUGGCACUGCAAGCAGCAAAGGCCCAAACCAUUCCCAGAGUCCUGGCUCAACCAUCACUUGGUAUCAGCAGGGUAGAGACCUCCCUGCCCUUGAAGUGACACUUUCUGAACAAAAGUUAUUUAUUCUCUAACUUAUUUAUUUAUUUGUUUGCCCCCCCACUUCCCCCACUUCAGUGGCAUUUAUUUAUGAUGCUGAGAGCUGGGCCUGGUGUACCAUUUAAAGCGGAUGCUGAUGUGAUGCCCUGGCCUGGGACCAGCAGUUCCUGUUCCCUUUGCCCCACUGGGCCUGAGCGAAAUCAUUUCCUCUUCUGGUUUUAUAUUCGCUACCCUUUAUUUGCAUUUGGAUAAACUCUAUUUUUGUACAGCAGCAACUUC